Mercenaria mercenaria is the source of this 1409-nucleotide messenger RNA. RefSeq lists its product as uncharacterized. The record is from RefSeq and is a predicted model, not a curated record. Lineage: Eukaryota; Metazoa; Mollusca; Bivalvia; Venerida; Veneridae. The transcript is spliced from 2 exons. The coding region runs from base 189 to 1409 and encodes 406 amino acids.
UUCUUGUCAAAGCAAAAUGUUGGCGAAGUCAGAAGAAAAAUGAAUUGCCACAUAUAUUAUCGGCAGAGAUAUGUUUAAAAGAAUCAAACGUUCUUGAUGGACAAUGCAGCUGUAUUGCUGGAACCGGAGGAGUUUGCAACCAUAUAAUUGCAUUGUUAUACAAUGUAAAUCACUGGAGUAGCAAGAGAAUGACAGAGAUCCCAGCAGAUAUGUCAUGUACAGAAGUGAGCCAAAUAUGGCAUAAGCCACGUGGGGACAAAAUUGAACCAGAACCAGUAAUGAAGCUCACCUUUGCCAAAGCAGCAACUGACAGACAGCUACGUAAAAGGGAACCUGUGAAAUGUUAUUUGUAUGACGGGCGUGCAAAAAAAAGUAAAGGAACUUUGGCACCAUCAAAAGAGGAGGUAGCUACUAUACAAGAAAUAGUUGGAGCACGCAACAGUAACAUUCCUAUAGUGUAUUUAACUAAAGACCACUCAACAACACACUCAACUGACACAUUAUUUGGAGAAGUUCCUACUGGUUCCCCACUCAGCUAUCAACUCCAAGACUAUCACAGCUCUAAGUCUGAAUUUUCAGCGUACAUUCCCAGCAAAGUUGAUAUUGUUUUGCAAGACAACCUUCGCUUCCCUGAUAUACCUGUACCAAAUUCAAGUCUUAACAUAGACUUAACUCAACUUGAUGAAACAAGCAAAACAUUCUUGCAAUCACUGGACGUAACUAAAGCCAGGUCUGAGGAGAUUGAACAAAUCACUAUCGAUCAGUCUCAGAAUAAACUAUGGCAUGAGAUGCGUAAAAAUAGACUUACAGCAUCAAAGUUUGGCGACGUUAUAAAUAGAAAAAGUGAACCAAGUGAAGCUUUUGUCAAAAAUUUAUUUACAUGCAAAGAUUUAUCAAGUGUAAAAUCAAUUUCACAUGGCAGAGAUAAAGAAGAUACUGCACGAAAAUUGUACACUAAAAAAAUGAAAAACAACUGUAAACAUAAUGUGUCAGUAUUUCGCACAGGACUCGUAAUAAAUCCAAGCUGUCCUUAUCUUGGAGCUUCCCCAGACGGCAAAGUUUUAGACAGGUCAUCUUAUGAUCACUUCGGGCUGUUGGAAAUUAAGUGCCCAUAUAAAUAUAGAAAUACUACACCCGCGGAAGCAGGAAGAAAUACAGACUUCUGUCUUGAAAUAAGGGACGAGGAGCUGCAUUUAAAAAGGUCACAUAGUUACUUCUACCAAGUGACUGGACAGAUGGCAAUAGCCGGUGUAAAUUGGUGCGACUUUGUUGUUUUCACGAACAAAGGACUAUUUGUAGAACGUAUAUUUUAUGACAAAAACGUGUGGGCAAGAAUUUUCCCAAAGCUUGCUCAAUUUUACAUCAACUCAGCAGUGCCUUAUCUUAAAAACAAGCAGACGGACGUUUAA